CGUAGAUAGAGAAAGAGAGACAGACGAGCGGGUAAGGGAGAGAGAAAGAGAGAGGCGGCAUUAGUGGUAGCGUUCGGUGCUCUGUGCACUCGCCAUCUUGGACGAAUCAUCGAGUAGCAGAGCGAGAGCGAGCGGAGAGGAGAGUGCUGUGUCUGGCGUGUGUGUUUAAGACGACGACGUCGCAAGCGGCGAGCAGCGCGGCACACACAGUUCAUCCACCCCCUGUCAUCAACGGUUGUAGUAAAGUUAACGCACGCAAGCGACAAAAAAAGGAAGAAAGGUAUCGCAACCAUCAUCAUCGUCCGCACCAUUGAGAGCCAGGCAGAGAGAAAAAGGGAACGAGCGAGCGAGACAGAGUCAUCAGAGAGCGAGAGAGAUCAAAGAGAGAGACACGCGCGUACGCGUCCGCACGCCUUUGCCCUUUAGUGAUAGAGAGAUAACGAGAAGAAAAGAGCGUCGUUGGGACUCUGCAAGGCCCUGGUUUUUCGUGGAAUCGUGACACCCAUUUGGACGGACCAAGACAAAGGGUUCGUUCGUUGGGUCUGAGUGGUACUAAAUGGUUGCCUGCAGACAGCAUGUCUACUCUGUCGGGGAUUGCGUCGAAGGGGGAGAAAGGAAAGACAAAGUACCAAUCGAUAGAUAUCAAUAGUUUGUACAGAUCAAGCAGGGGAGAAUCUUUGGAGCAACACCAGCAGAAAAACACAGUACCCCGUAAACAUGGAAUGCAAAGCUUGGGAAAGGUGCCCUCGGCGAGGCGACCACCUGCUAAUCUGCCCAGUCUGAAAAGUGAAACCAGCAGUAGCGAUCCAGCUGUCAGUCUUGUACCUACUGGCGGAAGUGGUUGGGCCACAACCAAGGAUUUAGCAUCUACAACUAAUACUGUAACAACAAUAUCAAAUACUCCAUCUGACAACACAGCUACUAACGUAUCACCGGCACAAUGUAUGACAGGACCUCCAUCAGUAAUAUCACAACAGCAUCCACCACUGCCAGGGCAACAGAGCAGUUCACAUCCAUCCGAAGCAGGAAACAAGUCAUCAUGGAGCGCGAUAAUGAGCAGGCCAGGAGAUGUUGUUGGCUACGCGGGGCUCGUGGAGUCAGGUCGAGGUGGCGGUCGAGGCGGUGCAGGCUUGAGCUUUCUCGCCCAUCAGUCACCACAAUUUCAACACGAGUUUCCAAGCCUGAGCGGCGGACAGUCAUCCUCCUUGGGCACAAGCCCACCAACAGCCAAUCAUCCACAACAGCAGCAGCAACAAAAUCAGAUCUCAAGUGGUGUUGUCCAGCACCAAUCAAUGCUGCAGCAGCAACAAAACUAUUCUCACAACCACUCAGGAGGUGGACCCACAGGACAACAACCACAACAAAACCGAGAAAACGCACAAUAUGGUCCAGGUCCAAGUCUACGUCCCCAAACCGAAGGAAGCUGGAUACAAGGUGGAAGCCGAAUAGCAGGAAAUCAACAGCAGCAAGGUGGUGCAAUAGUUGGUCCUGGCGUGGUCGGGACACCGAAUAUUCCGGUGGGCCAGGUCCCCCUGGUAGGUCCAAAUGCGGGGCCAUUAUCAACUGUUGGCCAACAGCCACAAGACAGCUCCACUGGAGGACGUGCGAGCUCGGGCCCAUCGCCAGCCAUAAUCACGGGCCCGGCAGGCCAGCCGAAUAAUCAACCGUCACAGGGACCACCACCCAAUAUGCAUCACUACAGAGGAAUCAUUCCUCCCUUUAUGUACAGGGGCAAUAAUUUCCCAGCACAAUUCCCUGCUGGUGGUCCUCGUCCUCGCGGUAAUUACCCCGAGGCACGUGGUGGUAGUGGUGGUCCCAAUGCUCGCGCUUCGCCACCAGUUGAGAAAGAAUCAAUAAUCACUCGACCUAUCAUCAAGGAGGAAGAUUUGUCGCGUAUGGAUGACAUCUCGCGUGAUGCCGGCUGGGCCGCGUCCGAUGACAUCGACUAUAACCAGAAGCUGACUUUCAGUGAUGACGAGCCCGACAACGAGUCGUCCGACAAGAGAGACGAUAACCACCAUUAUCGAAGGCAACAUCAGCAUCAACACCAACAUCACGAACAGAAACAGGAACAAGAGAAUAAACAUGCCCAAGAUGAAAAGGAUCAUGCUAAUGCUAAAGAGCAAAAAGAUAGUAAUGGUGGUAAUGGACCACCAAUGAGGUCGUGGAAUAAUCAAGGGCCACUGCCCAGAGAUUAUCGUGGACCACCCCCAGCUGGCUACUCACCACAGCCUUCCAUGCGCCCUGGACACGCUAUUAGACAAGACGAAGAAGAGCUAUGGAACCACCGAAGCGAACGCGUGAGCGAAAACAUCGCGUCGGCGGUUGAGCGAGCUCGUCAACGUAAAGAGGAGGAGGAAAAGCGUUUUCAGGAGUUGACAAAGCAAGCCGCAGCCAAAAAACUGCAGGAUCUUGAGAACAAGUUGAAAGAGAAGCGUAAAAAAGACGAGGAGCAGCAAAAAAGCAAAGAUCCAAACGAUGCGAAGUCAACGCCGGCGAUACCAGUACCAGAGUGGGACAGCCGGUUUCGUACUUCGUCGACCGAUGUCAACAAGGAUCAGCCACUGCAGCAGCAACAGCAGCUGCAGGCUUCAAGCAAACAGGAUUCGACAAGUGAGUUCCGCCAGAUAGACCGUCCCUCUUUCGUACGACAAUCGUCCGGUGAUCAAUCUACUGCUACGUCGACUGCGACGUCGACAGCGGCGACAACGUCAGCUGCAAGAGAGCCCGCCUUCUCCCGGCACUUUCAGAGCAAUCUGCCGCCACGCUUCCAAAAGCAGCAGCAGCGAGAGGCCGCUGAACGUGGAGGAGGUGGCACAGGUGCGACCAACAACACCAAUACGCGGCUUACGCCCAGCCCCUCGCAGGCAAACUUACCCUUCUCGCAGCAAUACGACCCAAGCCGAUGGGCCCAUAACCAUUCUAACUCAUUGAGCAAGUCAAUGGCUCCAGUGUCUGAAGAUAGACGUCGUUCCGACGAACGUCAUCGACCUAAUCGUCACGGUGGAGGUGGAGGUGGCGAGCGUGGCAGUGGCCGUGACGGUUACUACGACGAUUAUCCACCGCGACGAGGUGGUGGCGAUCGUGGUGGUGGUGGUGAUCGUUUUGGCAAAGAUUACGAUUACGAGGACAACCGACACACUGGCAACUGGGCCGAUCACGCCGAGAGACGAGGAUAUGAUGAUAAGGAUGGUAGAGAAAGGGAUCUAAGAGACAAGAAGGAUUACGACAAUUAUUCCAAGGAUUACAACGAGCAAGCGGCUAACAGAGACCACGGUCGUGAGUCGAACCGCAGCGAGAAUUCCGGCGGGCCGGAAUGGCGCUCCUCGCAUGGCGAUGAUACGAGCAGCAGUAAUAAUCAACGUCGUACCGAAGAAAACCGUCCUCAACGUCCAGACUCUCGUGACAGUCGUGCAUCCCGUGAUUCUCGUCAGUCUCUCCGAGGCGAUGACGAUUUCCAUAAAAGUGGUUCGUGGGCCAAUGAUUUCUCGGACUAUGAGGAAGGUAGUAAGAAAAAUUUUCGAGACGAGCCCUCGGCACCGCCAGUACGAGAUCGACGCCAGCCGGCCGGACCGGUGACCAAGGACAAGCUCGACCAGGAGGAGAUCAAGCGUGGCAUGACUUCUUUGAAACGAGGUGGACCGGAUCCAAAUCCUAAGAAGGACCAAGAUUCCGGCAAGAGCAGCAUCGAGCAGCAGCAGCAGUCAUCGUCGAUGACUGGUGGUAGCGAGGCCAAUAAAAAGGACAAUGAUGUUUGGAAUCGAAACAAAAGCACGCCUGAUCCUAUCAAAAGCAAUACCAGUUGGGCGGACUCCAUCCCAUCGCCUACUUUUGAGAAGGAGGAGGAAGAGAAGCGUUUAAUGGCGGCACAGAACAAUGAUGCCGAUAAAAAGAUUGGCAAUCUGAAGCAGGGUAUGGAAAAGCUCAAUUUAGAUGGUAAUAAGCGCUCGAGCAGCGACCUCGACGCUGAGAAAGAUGAGCAGAAGGAUGACAAGCGUGACAAGAAUGCCCGUAAUCGGGCCAGCAGUAGCGGUUCUCGCGGUCCACGUGGCGGUGAGCCUCGUGGAAAUCGCCAAUGGGGUAGUGGACGCGAAAGCAACGUCAGCAAUCAAGUGCCCGUAGGUGGUCAGGUUCAGGGGAGUGGAUCCUUCAGUAACGCUUACGGUCAACGCUGGCGUGGCAACGAGCCUCCUGCUCGCGGUGGUGGUGGACGUCGUUCUGGCGGCAACCGGAUGGGCGGUAGUGGUCGUUCCGGCAAAGGUGGCAACUACGAACGUACUGACUCGGAGCUGAGUGGCGACGAAAUCAUCCGCGAGGGUGGUGGUGGCAGUCUCGAGACAGGCAAGGAUGACAGGCGGCCCUCGACUGCGAGAUCGCCUAAACCAUCUGCUCACAAGGGCGAGAAGGACGAGCGGAAUCGUAAUGCCGCUUCUACCAGAAAGGACGAGGCGCCGCGUCAACCCGGCGAGUUCUCUCAACCCCCUAAGAAAAACGAACGCAGCGCGUCCGACUUAGACUCCAGGCGACCCGCUCGCGAAGGUUUCGCCCCUUCCGGUGAACCAUCGCGGCGUGGUCGCGGUGGAUUUCGCAACAAUCGUGGAGGACCGCCAGCAGCGACAGCAACAAGUGGCGGUAGUAGUGGAACAGGAGGCGGUGGCAGUGGUGGCGCACCAUCGAGCGCUGGGUCCGGCGGGCGCAUUGAGGGUUAUGGGCCGCCCCCCAGCAAGAGCCCCUUUUCCUCGGGCGACGACAAUAAGCAGUUCAACGUCGACGAGUCCGGAAAUAACGCUGCAGAUCACCACUCCGAAUCAACCGACGACAAAAUUAUAGCCAAGCAACAGGCACUCACUGCCGGUAUCACUGGUGGCAGACACACGAAGUCGCCAAAUCAGAUGAAUCAACCGCUCGACGCUCAAGGCAAACCUCUCAAGAAGGACGACUCGAGGUCGAAACGCACGAGAAGCGGCAGUAGGAGGACCCGAGGUGGCGGUGGAAGAGGCAUAAAUGCGGCUAACAAGAAUUCGGCCGACAUUGGUGCCGAGGAGUGGGAGACUACAUCGGAGAAUAGCGAGGAGCACGCCAAUGAGAAAAAGGACGGUCACGGUGGUCGCAAGGGAUUUGGAGGUAGAGGUGACAGACAGAACGCCGUUGGUAAUAAUGGCUCGCAGCACGGUCGAGAGCCCAGAGGCAACAGAGAGCCAAGAGGCGACAAGGGCCCAAAGUCUUCCAACCCUCAAUUGGCGCGUGACCGUGCUCCGGUCUCCGAAAAGGGUCGUAAUUCAGGACCACCCCGUAACCAUAACAUACCGCCAUUAAUGCAAAACUCGCAGGUGCAGAACGGAAGACCAAGAAGUCAGGGCUCUGCUAAUAGCGGGCCUAUUGGUAACAUAAAAAAUAUCAUCAAUAAGGACACCACGGUCAAUCGUAUCGACGAAAUCAAAUUAAACGAUCCGAACUUGGUAAACCAGGCACUAAAUGAUAUCAACAAAUCCAAGGAAAAGAGGGACGUUGAUGUCGAUAGCAACUGCGUCGAAGAAGGAGUUAGUGCUGGCGAUGACAAAGUUGACGCUGAUGGUUUCCAAGAGGUACGCUCGAAGAAAAAUGUGAAAGAUUCGAGGGGUCAGCAACAGAAAGACGAGCAGCAGACUUCAAAACCCAGUGGUCGUCGUGACAAGGAGCGUGAACGUGAUCGUUCAAAAUCCAAGAGCAACGGGGCCCAGAAUCAACAAGGUUUAGCUGGUCAGCAGGGGCAAAACUCGACGAGUCAGACGAUCGGUCAGGCAGGUGCUGGAGCACCGCCCAAGCAGUACGAGCGCAACGCCAAUCGUCAAAAGCUCGCGCCGCGAUUUCAGAAAGCCAGACUGGCCAAACAGCAGCAGCAGCAGGUCGACGGCGCUGACGGCAAGCCUCUGCCCAAUGCUACUAAAGAAGGUGCUGCUCCACCUCCGCCUGUUAAUGCUUGGGACAAACCGUUCACCAGUGGAUCUCGUUCGCCCCCGGCCGUGCCGGCUGAUAUUCAACUAAUGUCUGGUUUGACAGCGGCGGCCAGCAAUGAGCAGGACUCUACUGAGCGCAAUUCACCGAAGGUCGUGGGAGAGAAGUCAAAAGAUCAGUCUCAGGAGAGCAAGACUGGGCAGGACGCUACAUCGUCCCCACCGGUGCACACGCUCAUUUUCGAAAACACCAACUACACGAAGAGCACAAAGAGCAACGUCACGACUCAAGGCCCUAGCGACAUGGCCAUCAAGCCCAAGUACUCUAACCACGUGAAACCCAAGCGAUCGAGCGAGCUCGAUGACGAGAGUUCACAGCUGCAGCAACAGCAAGCUCUCGCUGUCGCCUUCUCCAGCAAACCUAGUGAUCUCAUCAAGGACAAGCAGCCCGAUCCUAUUCAGAUGCCACUUUCGUUCAACAACAAGGAGGACAGCUCCGACAUGAAGCUUGACUUUACUUUUGAUUCGGACCUGUCACAACUGACCGACGAUAAGAGCAAGACUCUGGGCAUGCCUAGAUCGAUGCAUAUCACAAGCGGUCAGAGCACCAUCUCACCGUCUACGGCCGAGCUCAAUUUGAAAAUUGCCUCGGUAAAGAAGGUCUGGGAGAACGCACCACCGAUGCCGACGGUUGUUGAACACGAAGUCGAUCAAAAUGUCGUUAGCUCGGCUAAUAGCUUCCCGCAGGCGUUCGAAAACAACGAUGAUGACAGCUACAUAACCAAUCAGCAGUACAACCAGGGUAAUAUGAAGAACGAGAUUACCACGUCAACGAACAUUUGCAAGCUGGUUCCCCCGCAGGUGAAGCCGCAGCAACAGACGUCUGGUGGUGGUGGGGUCCAGCCGGGUUCCUCUGUCCCAGGUCCAAGUCCUAUUGGUCCUGGUCAAAGUCCUAUUGGUCAUCCCCCGGCUAAUUUGCAGGGCCCAUUGAGCCCUCCGCCAUUCAAUUCCACUAGUCAACCGUCUCAUAUCAAUUAUCAGAAAAUUACACAGUAUCCGGGCUCUCAGGCUGCGGCGGCGCAAUACGGCAGCAUGUCAGCGAUUCCCUCGCCACCGGCAGUUCUCUUUAACACAAAUUCAGGCCAGUUGCCGGCCCAGGCUGCAGGCGGCCUUUACGGUGCUUUCCAGCUAGAUCAAAGCCGUUCGCCCUUCACUCAAUAUCCACCGUAUGCAGCUUCGCUACAAAGUUCAUUCAACCAGCAAAAUAUGUACCUGCAGCAAGCGCCUCCGCCUCACGCACCUAACGCGCCUACGCCUGAUAUUUAUCAAAGCAACCUUUCGCAAUAUCGACUUCAGACCGCAGCAGCUGCACCGCCAUUCGGUCAAAACCAACAACUUAGCAACAAUCCGAACACGGUACUCAUAAGUUCAUCGUCGAAUUCUCUGAUGUCGGCUAGUGUCAAGCCGACUUCUCAACCAAUCGGUGCUAUUGGCACAAAAGCUCCACAUUUCCAGGCGCCUUCAGCUCCUCCGCAACCAAAUCAACUGGCAUACAUUCCGUACGAUCCCAAUCAAGUAUUAGGAGUGAGUGGCAGCUACAUGGGCAAUUCUCAGCUGGUUCAGCGACCCGGACCUAACGUCCAACCGUCGGCAAAUAAUUAUUAUAAUGCUACCUCGGCGGAUGUGUUCUCGGGCUCGCAAACGGGUUACUAUCAACCCGGUGGCGCUGCCCAACAAACUGGAGCACAUUAUAGCCUUCAGGGUUUCGGCCAGCACAGCCAGAGUCUUACUACUGGUAACGCCGCACCUGUGGGUUUGCAAAAUUUCAGCUCGCAGUUUCUCUCAGGAUCCGGACUGCAAAUUGCUGCCGCCGCGGCUGCCCAACAGUACCGCAAUCCUACUGGAGGACUGCCCGGUCCUGCAAAUGCUGCAGCUACGUUUCUGAACAAGCAUCAGCAGCAGGAUCAGCCGAGACAACUUAAAAGUCCAUCAGGCAAUCAGCAAGAUGUACUUGCUUCAGUUUUCAGCUCAACGCCACAAAUUCCAUCCCCAAAAUCAAGAAAACAACAAUCUUCUUCACAACAACCACAGCCAAGUCCGACCCAACACCAUAAAUUUCAGCAGUAUCAGGGCGUUAGUCAGUCUGCUCUGGUAGGCAGCUACAACAACUACCAGAAUGUGCAGCGUGGUAUGGGAAUGCCGCGUGGAGGUAUUCAACCAUCACAGCAACGUUAUCCGCCACCGAUUCAGCGACCAGUUGUACCAUUCCCCCCGGGACCCAAUAAUUCACAACAGGGCCAGCAGCAGCAAAACUGUAUGCCUAAUCAGCAGUCGCAGAUGAAUCGUCAUAGGCCUAACAUUCACCAGCAGCAGCCGCGCAACAUGAAAAUACAGCAGCAAUAUUACUCUGGGCAAAGCAACGUGAAAAUGGAUUCCAAUGAUAAAGUGGACUCGCACAACGAUAAAAUUAACGAUGUUAACACGGCAAGCCAGGCAGGCCCUAACAAGAAUAGCGCCAAUCUAUCCGAGACCGAUAACAAAGAAGAAAUAAGCCAGCAAAAUGAGUAAAGGAGCCACUACAUACGUAAUCAUCACUGAAAGCUUGCUUAUGUAACUUCUAAUUUUUUUAAUUACUCUAUACACCAAUAUGCGUCAUUUAAAGCAAGGAUACGUCAAACUAUCAAACCUCGGCUUGGAGACAAAUAGAAACAAAAAUUGUAUGAACGGUCGUUCAUUAACUAUAACGAUUCUUUAGAGUAUGGCAAGAUCAAAAUAGUGCACAGCUAUUAUCAAUGCACUCACAAACAUAGAUAAAACUAAUACAGAGAGAAAUUUUAUGUUGAUUUAUUCCAUUCAAAGCCGGGAUGCUAAAACCAAUUUAGCUGAGGCAGUCUUUCAAUUUGAUCAUUUAAUUAAAACGACAUUCGAGUGGUACUCGUUGUGUCAUUUCAUCUAUAUGUCUUAAGUAUUAGCACAGCCCGAAAGUUGAGUGUUGUCAUCAGUGGGAACUAAGUUUUAAAAAGAAAAACAAAAUAUGUUGGAAUUAUGUGCAACGGAAAUUUUUAAGUCAAUCGCUUCGGAAUGAUCAGGCAAGAUAUUUAAUCUAGCUAGAUCUUUAAAUAUUCGAACUCGCGAGUCUUUCAGACAGAUCAGCAUAACGACUCGUCGCAUCCACAAUGCGACAUUAUAAGCCGAAGGGAAAAAAGUGCUCAGUGGUUUUUUUUCUUUGACGAUGAUGAUGGAAACAUGGCAAACAACUUAUAAAGACUGUUUUAUGCUCUGUUCGAAAGGUAGUGUAAAAUAUGAUGAAUCAGUGAUGUGGUCGCUAAGUUUGUAUAGUAGUCCUCAAAUAAUAAAAAAACAAUUGUUUAAUGCUGUAUCGUCCGCAAAUCAACCACGUCUUUCGCGCACCGGUUACGAAAUAUUCACUAUUUCUAGCUAUUUCACGCUUUUAAAGUGUCGGAAAGUGCGGCGCAAGACUCACUUUGUUGCCAAGGCUGAUCAAUGAUUAAACAAAAACUAAACUGAAAGAAGCGUUCGUUUGCUGAUAAAAAAACGCAAAAAUUGUACAUUUUUUCAGUUACUGUUCUUAUUAGAUCGUCUAUAAAUACUAUAAUUAAUAUUAUAUUAAGACGAAAACAAAGAUAAUGAAUAAAAGACAUAAGUUUAAUUAAAACUGAAUUCUAAGCAUUGCUCAUCUCAUUACUAUCAAAUCGACAGAACGCGCAUUAAGUCACGGUCUUUCGAAAAGCCGCGACAGUCAUGACGGAAAAACAGACUGGAUCCGAUUUUUUCUUUUCUCAAGAUACGGAAUCUACUGCCAGUCGUCACGACGACAUCCAAUACGAAUGUUUUUCACGAUAGGUAAUAUAUAAAAUAUUUAAAAAAAUAAAUAUAACACGAUUCAGCGAGAAAAGAAAACUACGCAUCGGAACGAAAAGUCGGAUAUAUAAAAGCGUACCACCGAUUCGAUUGGUGUAACCGUAUCGAAUGUGUUUUAAGGAUAUAUUCGUAACAAAAAACUUUGGUACGUUAUUGUAACUUUAUUCAUGUAAAAAAUGCAUAUGCAAAUAACCUGGAUAUGUCUUUAAUAAAAUCUAAUGGAUAUGAUACAAACAACUCUAGACAAAUGUAAUGCGCAAAAAGUUUGCUACUGACUGUUAGCCGUUUGCUGCGCAAUUGUCGCUCAACCGGUGUCGACGAUUUUAUAGAUAAGAAAUGAAGUGAAAAAAAGAAAGUUAUCAGAAGAUUCUUCUUUUUCAUGCUACUAUAACUAUUAUAAAAUUAUUAUUAAUUAAUUAUCAUUUCUUUUCUUUCCUAAUUGUUAAAAAAAUACACAUUUGUUUACACGUGUACAUUCGACGAACGACGAUUAACGAUGUAAUGUAUCGCCGCUCGAACAGGACAAAAAUGCGUAAAAUAAUACAUGUAAAAGAUUACAAGGGUACUCGGUUAAUCGUUCAAAUAACGCCUAGUGCUUUAGAGAUGUCUGAAAUGGUUAAGAGAAAAAAUAGAAAUGCUAUUAUCCAUUGCGUCCCCCUUUAUUCUUUAUUUUUUCAACGGAGAGACGAAAAUUGUGUCCAAGGCACUGAACACGUGGGUUAUCGAUGCGAGGGUCUGCUUUUUCAUAUUUGCUCUUAGGACCAAUGUAAGACUGGCCAAUUGAUAAUGAGUUCUUUUUUUGAGUAUUAGAGAAAAAUGCGAGAUUUAUUUGUAAACGAUAGUCUAGAGCUCUACGCAAGUCUUUGUUUCUAUUAUUUUUUCUUUGCUUUAACUCUGACAUUGUGUAAUUUAAUUUUUAUCCUUAAAACGAACAGUUUAAUUUGUCUCAGUAGUAAUUAAUGAAGCAAGCGUAAGCGCAUAGCCUACUCCGAUAACGUUGUAUGAUUAUUACUGUGACUGACAAUACGUGUCCUGUAGAUAUUGUUUUACUCGAAAGACUGAAAGCUUGUAUGUUUCCGUGGUUUUUUUGCAAAAGAAAAAUAAUAAGUGUGCCUGCAUGCACACUGCCAAGAUGGGAGGCUGUCUGUUAUAAACGAAUCUGUUUAGCUGCGAAUAGUCGUUUGUUUAUUGUAAGUUUAUUCAGCCAAUGCGAGUCGAUUUUUCUCGUGAAGAAAAAAAACAUUGAGAUCGAAAAAGAGAUAUCAGUGAUAAAGGUAGACCCUUGGAUUAAAUCAGCCCCCACCCGAAAGUGCCUAUAAAUUUUUUUAUCUUUCCUUGAGUUGAAAACUGAAUACUUUCUUGAGACGAAUGUUAUGCACCUACGACGAAUGAUUUACUGUAAAAGAUCAAUAAACAUUAAAUAGAGAAAUUAUUAUACUGAAAAAGGAGAAAAAAAUAGUUUGUUAUUUUUAUUUUCUCUUUUUUCACUUUCUAUUCGCAACAUCGCGAUUUUCAUUAUUUUUUGCAUGUUUCAAAGUCUUGAUUUUUUUGUCUUGUUCUUUAGGUUUAAUUACCUAUGUACAUCUAAACGCAGAAUGUGAGUUCGCUGGUUGCUCAAAUGAAGAAAUAACUAUUUUACUUUUUGUUUCAACCCAACUUGCUUACUGCAGUGAGAUGUAUUAUUUUUCUUUUUUAUGUUUCAAUGAUUAGUUGGCGAUGUUCAAUUCGUAUUCAGAAUCAGAAUAACGAGCGAAACUAAUAAAAAAUAAAAGACUUGUGGAUAAGUGGCAAGAAGAUAUGGAAAAAUAUGUAGCCUUUUAUUUGACACUGUAAGAUAUUUAAUUAAUAAUAAUAAAGAAAACGUUUACAAAAUAUUUUCGUGUUUUGCAGAAAUAAAGGAUAAAGAGGCGAAUUAUAAGCCUCUAAUAAUUGAAAUGUCUAAUGAGUAACGAUUAGAGCAAGUGUGUAUCAACUCAUCGAAAUCAUUUUGUCGUAUCGAUGUAUUAUUAUGACUUUGAUUUAAUGAUAAAAAAGUAUAUAAAGAUGAAUCGAUCAAUUAUAUAUGAAUCUAUUAUAGAUGAAGAUAUGCCAUAAUAAUCCAGGUUUUUUCCUUCGAAACCAUUUGUAUAUCCUCUUGUACGAUGUUAUAUUGAUGUCGGAGAAAUGAACCAUUGAUUUAUAUGUACACAAAAUAAUAAUUGAAAAAAAAAAGAAAAAAAAGACGCGAAAAAAUUUAAAAACGGAAAUAUUCUCAGUCGUUUCGAAUGUGAAAGAAAAAAAAUAUAUAGAGUGAGUAUAUUCGCGAAGUAUAAGAUUUUGGGCUCGUCGUGGGCCGUAAAAUGACAAUUUUUAGGUGGAUAAAUUUGUUGGAUGACGUUUGAUAUUAAAAGUAAAUCGAUGCCGACAAGAGAAUUACCCAGAGGACAAUUAUAACGUGGAUGGCAAUUGAUGAAUGAAAGAAAAGUAUAAGAAGAGUCGUCGUUACGUAUAACGAAUCAAUGCACUAUGGACGAAAUACAGAAAUGAGGGAAAAGGAGAAGAUAAACACGAAAUAAUGGCAUAAACAUUACGCUUGCGGUGUAAUUAUUGUCUUUAGCAGCAAUGAAUUGUAAAUUAAAAGUACCUGGUUGCAGUCGUAAGCGAGCAACUUGUCUGGCAAGCGCUUGGUUGCGAUUACAACUUUACUUUGGAAAACAAAAUCGUUGAAGUGUUGCCUUUUAUUUCUCAUCGUUACCCUCAUAUUGCAUC
Messenger RNA from Phymastichus coffea, 12563 nucleotides. RefSeq names its product protein PRRC2C (gene nocte). The transcript has 18 exons. Gene Ontology annotation, biological process: cell differentiation. Lineage: Eukaryota; Metazoa; Arthropoda; Insecta; Hymenoptera; Eulophidae. Bases 576 to 8501 code for a protein of 2641 amino acids. The record is from RefSeq and is a predicted model, not a curated record.